CAACCGUUCAGCAAACGAAACGUUCCCUGAAAACGUCCCAAUCCUUCGAUGUAGAUAGAAGCUAAAAAGAAACGUUAAAUCUGGAGCAGUUCAAUGGAUUUCCGUACUAGUAAUGAAACCCAUCGUCUCAGAAAAACAACGCCAUAACCAGCUCGAUGGGUCUGAGGCGCCGGAAAACACAAAAGUCAAAUUCAACUUCAACAAAGACUCUAGUCCAAGGAAUAAGGUACCCGCUUUACCGCUAAUCUGGGACUCCUUGGAGUCAGAUACUGAGAGUCUGGUGCAAGAGAAGGAGUACCAGCGAGAGCUCCUGAUGCGCAUUGACCUGCUCUCUGCUGGGGAUGCUAAGACUGACAGUAAAGAACCAGAGCGUCUUGAUGUUUAUGAUGGUCUAGAUCUGAUAUCAAGACCCGUGGAAGGACCGCCUGGGCCACAGAGGCAAGCUCCUCCUGAAGAUGAAUAUGCCGACUUGCGCUACGAUCCAAACUGGAGGAAGAACCUGGAAGGGGCUCAUUUUCUCAACCAGCUAAAUGCGAAGCUUUCUCUCGACUCGUUCGAUGAGUCUGAAGAUAGUUUUGAACCUUUGGAGAAUGUGCCUCUAGGUAGCAGGCAAGAAUAUGUCGUUGUCAGCAAUCCGCCCACUGUUCAGAUGGACAGUGUUUUAUCCCCGCCACCUUCAUCUCCUUUCCACCUGCACCCACAACAGGAAGACAUUCUCGAUCCCCCCGAAUCAAAAAGUUCUUGCAUUUCCUCUGAAGGCACACCACGGGAUAAUGGAGAGCAUCUAAAUAUCAAACCAGUUCCCCCCAGGAAGAGAAAUUCAAGACAUUGUUCUAAUCCAAGGCCAGUUAGAGCUAGGGAAGAUAUUUUGAAACGUAACAAAGCGACUUUUGGUAUCAGCACACGCAAGCAGGGGUCUUACCUACAAGUUCACAAGCAGAAAGAUAAAAUAGAAGAAACACAGCAGCCCAGGAAAACCUCCUACGAGACUAUCAACACUCAUAGCCCGGAGAGUCAAGACAAUGUCUGGGAUCCCGAGCUGAUGUGGCUCCAAAAAACACAAAAACUGAAGAGCCAUAAGGAAAAAAAGGAACCAAAGAGAAGGGAACGAACCAGCAAGCUCCCAGAUCAGCUCAAACCUCCAGUUAAUGAAUCCAAACCCAAAGCGCACCUUAAACCCCUUACAGAGAGAGUCAUCAGUGCUGAUCCUCUACUGCAGGACCCUGAGGAAGCUUGCACCCAUGACCCACCACAACACCAUUCUGGGCGUCCAUCUCACAUUCAUGCUCAACCGUCCGUCAACCUUAGCAUAAACCUCCACACACCUGGCAAUCACACACAGCCGCUGAAUCUUUCCCAGAAAGAAACCAUUUUAACCAUAGUUUCUCAAGCGCUGCAAUGGGACAGGCCCGAUGUGUUUAUCCCACCCUUUUUACAACAAGGUUCCCCAUUUCACUCCUAUGUACCUCCCAAUUCAGUAGGGCAGAUGGAAUUGGCUUCAAAGGCAGUUAUAUCUUCACCAGCCCCCAAGUCUGGAGUGGUACAAGCAAUGGACAGAAGUGUUCCUCAGAUGCGUGCUGGGAAUCCUACUCCAAAUACAUUUGACAAGGCACGGUUCAAGAAUCAAAGUAGACUCAGGAUACCAAUGCUAAAAUUGCCCACGUCUCCUCAAGUGGAGGCCAGUCACUAUCCAUCUGAUCUUGUGCCCAGUGAUGAGGAGAGCGUGGGACCCUGUGCGCCCCCAACACAAAUCUCUGGUCCUUACACAGUGCUGCCCCCUAUAGCCCAAGUCAACGGUAGUGAAACUGAGCUCUGCUCAGACAGAUCAGAGGAGCAUCUUAAUCCAAUCCACAAAAGCAGCUCAGAAGGUUACCUUUCACAGAUGGAAAAACAGAGACAGCUAAAGGCACAAUCAAAUUAUAAGGCUUAUACACUGAAGGACUACAAAAACAUGAGACAGGAGGUGAAGCUUGGAGGCCUUGGACCAACCAACACAAUACCAGAAGCUGUGGCAGAGAAAAUUAGACGACAGAAGCUGUAUUCAAAUGUGAUCCGCGAACAGAACAAGAAGAUAAGUAGGAUUCCCUCUCCGUCGGCCAAGGACCCAGUGGGCAGUGACAACAAGGACACCGUUCCCAGGAGGAAGGCUUUAGAAUAUGCCAAAACCAUUGCAAAGCCCAAACCCCCUCCAAAGCCAAAGGAUAGACCCGGAGAGCGGAACGCGAGCAUUCGGCCUCAAUAUCCACAGGAAAUGGAGCCAUUCCAUCUGGCCACUCUGGAGAUGUUGAGACGGCACGAGGAAGAGAAACGUGCCGUGGCUCGCUUCGGAACCAUUCAUGCUAUUUAAUUCUAAAAAGCGCCACCACACAUGCAUGAGCCUGAUCAAUUGCGCUUCUAUAGAAUCCUUAUUUUAUACAUCAUUAUAACGUCGCAAAGUGAUGCAACAGGUGCGUGGGGCGUAAUCCGCGCGCGCUCGUCUCAAAAACAGUUUUCCGAUAUAAACAAUGAAAUGCUAUAGGGUUUUGUUGCUUGGCUUUGCAUUAUCCUGCUAUUUUCCCCUUGUUUCAAUAGGUCUGUGCACAAGAGACGCCAAUCUCUUCAAGCACACCUGGAUGCGCCGUUAACCCAGUGUAACGUGCCGUUUUCCGUCAGUUCCCGGCUAUUAGUCUGAUUAUAUCCACUUUCGCCUGCCCUUUUCUUUCAGCGAGAGAAAAAAAUAGGUCAAAUAAGGAUGACACUUUGAAGCCUCCCUUAUUAGAGCCCACAAACUUGUUUUCUGUAUUUUAAAGUGAUAAUUUUCCCCCUAAAACAAGCUCAAGCACCUAUUUCUUUAAUGGAAGCUUUAGAUCGUUAUCAAAGAGCUAUUUACUCCUAUGUAAUAUUUUAAUUAGAUUAUAGCCUCUAUUUAACCCAUCAUGUCUGCUUUGAUACUCUGUGUUUUCAGUGUUAAGCCUCAGAGGCGAGGCUAAUAAAUGCUGGACCUUUUGAAUUAAUGAGAAAUGCUGCCUUUCCA
Puntigrus tetrazona (Sumatra barb) is the source of this 3013-nucleotide messenger RNA. It is a transcript of the gene jhy, whose product is annotated as junctional cadherin complex regulator. The record is from RefSeq and is a predicted model, not a curated record. The coding region runs from base 113 to 2347 and encodes 744 amino acids. Gene Ontology annotation, biological process: axoneme assembly. The transcript is spliced from 9 exons. Lineage: Eukaryota; Metazoa; Chordata; Actinopteri; Cypriniformes; Cyprinidae.